This is a messenger RNA of Indicator indicator, 1470 nucleotides long. It is a transcript of the gene SESN3, whose product is annotated as sestrin 3. The transcript is spliced from 10 exons. Gene Ontology annotation, molecular function: L-leucine binding; oxidoreductase activity, acting on peroxide as acceptor. Lineage: Eukaryota; Metazoa; Chordata; Aves; Piciformes; Indicatoridae. Gene Ontology annotation, cellular component: nucleus. Gene Ontology annotation, biological process: regulation of response to reactive oxygen species; cellular response to leucine starvation; cellular response to L-leucine. The coding region runs from base 1 to 1470 and encodes 489 amino acids. The record is from RefSeq and is a predicted model, not a curated record.
AUGAACCGGCUCGGCUCUGGCCCCAUGGGCAGCGCCACCGCCGCCUCUGCCGGUGGCCAGUACCGUGUGUGCGGCAAUUGCCGGAAGGUUCCGAGACAGGAAAAACGAGUACAAGUCUCCCCGCCACUGACAAGAGGACCAAGUGCCUUUAUACCAGAGAACGAAGUUAUGCAAGCAAAUGGUUUGGAUGAACGUACUAAUCUUCUUGUGGAAGAAUACUCUACUUCUGGUCGCCUGGACAACAUCACACAGGUCAUGAGUAUCCAUACUCAGUACCUGGAGUCUUUCCUCCGCAGCCAGUUCUAUAUGCUGCGCAUGGAUGGGCCCCUUCCUUUGCCCUAUAGACACUACAUUGCUAUCAUGGCUGCUGCCAGACAUCAGUGUUCCUACCUAAUAAACAUGCACGUUGAUGAGUUUUUGAAGACUGGUGGGAUUGCAGAGUGGUUGAACGGUUUAGAAUACAUUCCCCAAAGACUGAAAAACCUGAACGAAAUAAACAAACUCCUUGCACACCGGCCCUGGCUAAUCACAAAAGAGCACAUUCAGAAACUUGUCAAGACUGGGGAAAAUAACUGGUCUCUUCCUGAACUGGUGCAUGCUGUUGUCCUGUUGGCACAUUAUCAUGCCUUGGCAAGUUUUGUAUUUGGUAGUGGCAUUAAUCCAGAGAGAGACCCGGAUACAUCUAACGGAGUCAGACUUAUAGCAGUCAACAACUUCUGUGUCUGUGAUCUUGCCAACGACAACAACAUAGAAAAUGCAUCCCUCACAAGUAGCAACUUUGGGAUUGCAGAUUCUUUAAGUGAGCUGGAGGCCCUAAUGGAACGGAUGAAGAGGCUUCAAGAAGAUAAAGAGGACGAAGAAGCUUCUCAGGAAGAAAUGGCAACUCGCUUUGAAAAGGAGAAGAAGGAGAGUCUGCUAGUAAUUAGUGGAGCAUUUGAUGACGAAAUAGUUUCUACAGAUGUGUCUCGCUAUAUUGAAGAUCCUGGAUUUGGGUACAAAGACUUUGCAAGGCGAGGAGAAGACCAUCUGCCAACAUUCAGAGCUCAGGACUAUACUUGGGAAAAUCAUGGCUUUUCCCUUGUAAACAGGCUUUAUUCUGAUAUUGGGCAUCUCCUUGAUGAGAAGUUUCGGAUGGUAUAUAACCUCACCUAUAACACUAUGGCAACACACGAAGACGUUGAUACAACUACGCUAAGAAGAGCUUUAUUUAACUAUGUCCACUGUAUGUAUGGAAUCAGGUAUGAUGACUAUGAUUAUGGAGAAGUUAAUCAGUUACUUGAACGCAGCCUGAAGGUUUACAUAAAGACAGUGACCUGCUACCCAGAGAGAACUACCAAGCGCAUGUACGAUAGUUACUGGCGUCAGUUCAAGCACUCGGAGAAGGUUCACGUCAAUCUGCUUCUAAUGGAAGCUCGUAUGCAGGCCGAACUUCUGUAUGCCCUUCGUGCCAUAACUCGUCACUUAACCUGA